UUUCUUCCUUGAAUUCAUCUUGUUGCCGUCAACAAUUUGCAUUUUACAUCACGUGAAACGAGCUCAAAAUUUGGGCCAAUUCUGACGCCCACGUUAAAAACUUGAGAAGCCAGAUCUAGCAGACGACACACGAUGCAUUUCGCGGCACCAGUCAGGUUUCAUGCCAUCAAGUACUCACUGCUGCUCGGUGUGCUAUUUAUAGACAGCUACGUCAACUCCCAGAACCCCACCACGAGCCCCGCCCUCGUCUCUCACUGCGACUACCUGCUCAGGAGCGACGGGAACGGGGGGUUCGCACCCUUCGCCACCGGCACCUCGGCCUUUAAGAUCUACACCAUGGCCAAAGUGUCAGAGGUCACGGCCGGUCAUCCCAUACAGGUAACCAUAGGACCAUUCAGCCAGCACCUAAACUUCUUUAACUUCACGGAUUUCAUCCUCUACGCCAGCCCUGCCAACACCGCCAACCUUGAACUUGAGUACUUCCCCGGAGGUCCUAACCCCCACCUGGGGGUGUUCCAGUUGUUUGACCAGUGGAGGGCGGGGGCUGGUGGUAUGAGCUGUAAUGCUCGGUCAAGGACCGAGGAUUCGGUUGGAGCCUUCGAGGAGCGACUCCUGAACAUCUUCAAGCGCUACUACCCCAACAACCCCAUGCUGAUGAGGUACCAGCCCCCCGCCAGAAACCAGGUCUCCGUCUUGUGGUGGCCAACUAAAGAAGCUCUCGCUUACCCGGAAAUCAAAUUUAUAGCUAACCUUAAGUCAAUGAACAACUGGUUUAAAAUAGAAUCAACAAUAUGGAAAGUUAACAGACCGGUCGACCACUGGGCAAUGACGGAGAGGAUGCUGACACAGUACCAGGCCAUACAAAACAACAUGCGUGCCAUGGAAAGGCGUUUAGACCAGCCGGUGUAGUACGGUUACCUCCCUGUCGUUUAGACCAAUCGGUGUAGCGCAGUGAUCUCCCUGUGAAGCUACUGUGUUGUUUAGAAGAGCGUCGUUUCGUCGACCUUACAUCUUGCUG
This is a messenger RNA of Physella acuta, 1018 nucleotides long. RefSeq lists its product as uncharacterized. NCBI's taxonomy places the organism in Eukaryota, Metazoa, Mollusca, Gastropoda, Physidae. The record is from RefSeq and is a predicted model, not a curated record.